UUUUUGAAAUACAGGGUGUUGAAUAUAACAGAUGUAGAAAACUGUAAAAAACUUUGUUUCUAUUAAAAAAAGUCUACAGACGAAAUUAAUGAAAAUAUUGAACAAAAAUUUUAACACAGUAUUUAGAAAACUUGAAUCUACGAGGAAAAAAAUCGGGAAUACUUUAGAGAAAAUCGUUUUUGAAAUUCAGGGUGUUGAAUAUCACAGAUGUAGAAAUCUGCAAAAAACUUUGUUUUUAUUAAAAAAAGUCUACAGACGAAAUUAAUGAAAAUAUUGAACAAAAAUUUUAACACAGUAUUUAGAAAACUUGAAUAUACGAGGAAAAAAAUCGGGAAUACUUUAGAGAAAAGCGUUUUUGAAAUACAGGGUGUUGAAUAUAAGAGAUGUAGAAAACUGUAGAAAACUUUGUUUUUAUUAAAAAAUGUCUACAGACGAAAUUAAUGAAGAUAUUGAACGAAAAUUUUAAGACAGUACUUAGAAAACUUGAAUCUACAAGUAAAAAAAAACGAGAAUACUAAGAACGGUACCGAUUCUGAGAUAUAGAGUGCCAAACAAUGGUUUAAAAACAUUUAAAAAAAAUUGAAAGUAUCCUUUAUAGACAUAAAUGCCGUUCGACCUCGUUAAUGUAUAAUCAACAACCAUCUCCAUUCGUGGUUUAUGCACCAGAUCCAACAAUGUACGGACCCUAACACGGUCACAUGUCCAUCACCAUUAACCACUUUCAGUUUCGUUGGCGGGUUGGAACCAGCCGGUCGUGUUCAUCGAUUAACCACCCGCGCACCUUCACAAACUUUCGUUCAAAAUUAAAAAUCGACAUUCAGUACAUUUAUCUAUGUUCUAAAGAAUAUGCGAAUAUAAAAUGAAGCUGCAACAUCGAGUUUUUAAUAUACUGGAUGUCCCAAAUAAUCAGACGAACGUUUUUAUACGAAAAAUAUGUUUAGUGGAUCGGGUAUCGGGAAAAUAGAUAAAAGGGAUUGUUCCUCUGACGUCAGACAUGAAAAAGAAGAAGAAGAUGUGACCGACGAUCCCCUAGCUACGAUAAAAACUGACGUUAAAGGACAGAAGAUUUAUUCGGUUAGCAGGUCAGUGGUUUUACCGAGAUUAUAUGUCGAAAAUUGCAAUUUUCCUAGUGACGAUACUUCUUUUUAUGGUGGAGGGGUGAAUCCGCUCUUUUUGGAUUCUAAUCAGAAACAUUACAACAACCCUCGUAUAUCUGCGCGUUCGAGAGAAAAAUCAACGUCUUCAGGAUACGGGGAUAGUAAUACUGGUAGCGUUAAUGAUCCUUAUCAGGAGCAACAUAAAUUGGUCGAUGAAGUGGGGGUUUUUAUCGAGAAAAAUCCAGCUUUCGUAAGAUCGAUUAAAAUUUCAACACGCGGUAUAAAGAGUAACAAAACCGUGCCGUUUCAUGCGACAUCUGCUGGUGAUACUCUUACAACGAUUCCUGAAGGUAAAAUAGACCUCACAGUACCUAAGCCAAUAUGGCCUAUACACGAUAAAAAACUACUGAAUCAAUACGAUUCCAUCGUCGACGACGCUCUUCUUCUUUACACUAGCCUAAACUACCACCCAGAAAACACGAAAAACCAAGAAUCCUACAUAGAUAUGUCCCUCAAAGAUCUACUUUUCGAUAUUUUAAGCGGAAUCAACGAAACUUUGGAAGGUAGAAACACCACGCCCCCCGAAAACCUUCUAAAAAUCAUCGACGAAAAGAUACGAACUAAAUUCGAUAAUUUACGUUUAUCCACCGAGGAAGAACUCAAAAGACUUUGUGUGAAUUUAACUCACAGCCGUACGAAAAACUCGGUUUUGAAAGCUUUGAGUCACUCGACGUCGAGCAGACAUUCCGGCGUCGAAGAUGUGUACGACACCCCGUCAAGGUCGUCGAGUAGUGGGUUCAGUGACCGGAAUUUGCCGGUGUUCGUUCACGAUAAUCUAUUUAACGCGCCCAAUAUCGUUAGGAACGCCCUCAUUUACGGGACAAUCUGUAGAACGAAGACCGGUUCGGAGGGAUUGUUGAAAAAAUCGAAAAAAAUCGGCACGUUUCCUAAAAAAAAUUUGUUAUCGAACAACGACGGUAAACCGAGUGUCUGGGAACAAUAUUACGGCGUUAAAGCUAUCAAUGAUGAACCAAAUCGGUAUCCCAGAAAACCUACAGACGUCCCUGUAUACCCCGUCGGACGACCGGAAGCGGAUUUUACGUUGGAUAUGCCGAGAUCGGAGCAUCUUUUGAGGAGGAUGGAGAACGAUAAAAAAUGGCGGUGUCGUUGUAGAUUGUUGACGUCGUUUUUCGGUUUGAUUUUUUUUUUGCUUUCGGUUAUGGUGGUGAGUUUGGUGCUUACGAGGGGUAGGAGGAUGUUCGGGUCGAUGGUUUAGGUGGAAACGAUGUGGAUUCGAUGAUUUUUUUUUAUACGGGGUGAAGUGAUAAUUGAGUCGGUAUCGUUUGUUCGUAAGAAAUUUUGUAGUUACCAUUCUAACGAUUGUGAUAAAGUAUACAGUGUGUCAUCUCGAUUUUUUCGUGAUGUCAUACUAUUAUUUAUAAUAUUUAUGAUUGAUUUUCAUCGAAACAUGUAAAUAUACAAUUCGAAAAAUUAAAUGAGACUUUUAUUUUUAUUUGAUUGCUCAAAAACGACGUUCGGCAACAAUUUGUAUGUUUUUCUAGUUAGAGAAACGACGUUCGACGAAUUUUCUUCGAGUUUAACGUUCGGCAACACUGCAAUGUUCGUAUGGUUCUAUAUGAACGUUCUCCCGCAUUUCAGGAUAACUACUGUUUGGCAACCCUGCGUUUUCUAUGUAUUUCUAGUUAGAGAAACAAUUGAAAAAUUUUUUUAAAGUUCGACGUUUGG
Molecule: messenger RNA, 2843 nt
Organism: Diorhabda carinulata
Lineage: Eukaryota; Metazoa; Arthropoda; Insecta; Coleoptera; Chrysomelidae
Exons: 5
Coding region: 934-2373 (479 amino acids)
Source: RefSeq, a predicted model, not a curated record